Cetraspora pellucida is the source of this 1377-nucleotide messenger RNA. The record is from the annotation of a GenBank genome assembly. Lineage: Eukaryota; Fungi; Glomeromycota; Glomeromycetes; Diversisporales; Gigasporaceae.
AUGUUUUCAUAUCCGAUAGACACCGAUUACCCAUUUGAUCAAAAUCCCUAUUUUAAUAAUCGUCGUCGUCGAUACUAUAAUCCUCAUCAAGCUUGCGCAUACUCGUACCCGAGUUACACACAUCCUCAGUCGUUUUUAAAUUUUCACAUUCCUCAAAAUCGAUAUUUCCCGGAUCCAUACCAUCUUCGUGAGUCAUAUUAUGACCCAGAAAAUAUAGUCAAUUUGGUCUCUGAUCUUAACCAAAUCCAUGAAGAAGAAAAAAAUCACCAUGAUAAGGAACGAAAAAGAAAUGAAUAUAUAAGAGUAAAGAUUUCUGGUCCUGAAGAUGAACGGGAAAAUAAACAUGAAAAUAAACAUGAAAAUAAACAUGAGAAUAAACAUGAGAAUAAAUAUGAGAACAAACAUAAGAAUUGUAAUGCUUUCACCAAACAACAAGCAGCCAAAAAAGUAUACAACUUUCUAAAAUAUCAACCUUCGAUAUAUAAAACUCGAAAAAUCCUUGUAAGGCUUUUACAUCUCCGAAAUAUACAAAACCAACUCGAUUCCUUGAGUUCUCAAAACCAAAGUUUCGGAAUGCUUACUUUUUCGGGUAAAGAUGCAGGAAAGCAAAUAUUGCCAAUUUCAAAAAAUAAUAAAAUGUUUCUUAUGCAAGAAGACGCCAUAUUGAAAAUCCUUGAUCAAUUAGAUAAAGUACAAAGUGAAGGAAAUGAAAUCAUUCGAGAUAGAAGAAAAGACAUUGUUAAAAUUGCUCAAAAGAUGUUGGAAAAAUUGGAUGCUGAAAAAGAUAGGCAGUGGAAAUUGUUUUUCGAUGAGUUAGAGAAUAGUGAAAGCAUUGAAAACAAGAAUAACGAAAGUAUUAAAAACGAGAAUAACGAAAGUAUUGAAAACAAUGAUAGUACUGAGGAUAUAGUUAUCGACGAUGACAUUGAAAAAAACGAUGGCGAAAAGGAUAUAGUUAAUGAAGAAGUUAUUGACGAUGCUAUUAUUGAAAAAAUCGAAGACGAUAAAGAGGAUAUGAUUACCGAUGAAGCUAUCAAUACUUUAAAUAACUCAUCAGAGACAGAAGAAAUUAAACCAUAUACAAUCUUAUCACAUGAAGACACGAAGUCUGGAGAUGAUGAAAAAGAUUUCGACUUUAUUGACAACACCGUAUCCGAUUCUAAUUCAUCCACAAAUUUCAAUGAAGAAAUUAUGGACGCACGGGAGCCGUUAAUUGUUGUUGAUAGUAACGUUGAAGAAAGCAAUGAAGCUGUUUUAGCUCAAAUUAAAGAACUAUCUCAACAAGCUAUCACAUCACCUAUGGAGGGUGUGGAGAAUAUGAACGUGACGAAUGAGGAGAGCGAAGAUGAAUUUGUGAUCGUUAAUACUUCAAAUUAG